AUGACGGAUUACAGGCUACACACCAUGAAUCACUGGACUCCAGAAGAAAACGCCUCCAUGAUGGAUGCCUUUAUCACCUCCGAUAUGACCUCCAUUUGGGGGGCUACUUCUCAUACCAAUACGCCGACCACCGCCCUUCCACCGGCCUCCUCAUCUGCUUCCACCUCCGCCAACGGUCCUCACAAGAUCCACAACGAAUUUAAUCAGGAUACUUUACAGCAAAGACUCCAGGGGUUAAUUGAUACGGCAAGGGAGUCAUGGACUUACGCUAUCUUCUGGCAGUCCUCCGUUGUCGAUUACACUGGUUCUCCGGUGUUAGGUUGGGGAGAUGGAUACUACAAGGGGGAGGUCAACAAACCUAAGACGAAACCGUCGGAGACUUCUUUGGCUGAGCAACAGUACCGGAAGAAAGUGCUCCGGGAGCUCAAUUCGUUGAUCUCCGGCUCACAGGCGCCGGAAAGCGAUGCUGUAGAUGAAGAAGUUACUGAUACAGAAUGGUUCUUCCUCAUAUCCAUGACGCAAUCGUUUGUCAACGGCAACGGACUUCCCGGUCAGGCGGCUUUCAGUAAUCAAUCGGUCUGGGUUGCCGGACGGGACCGGUUGAUGGCAUCUCACUGCGAACGAGCUCGUCAUGGUCAAGGUUUUGGACUGCAGACGAUUGUGUGUAUCCCUGCUACCGAUGGGGUCAUUGAAUUAGGUUCCACGGAGUUGAUUUUUCAGAAUUCAGAUGUGAUGAAGAAAGUUAGGCUUUCGUUUAAUUUCAAUAACGGCCCUGAUAUGAUGCAAAUCAACACAGAUCAGGCUGCCGGAGGUGAUAAUGAUCCGUCGUCGAUUUGGCUUACAGAUCCGGUAGCGUCAUCGACGGUGACUACCGAGGUCACGGCAAUCAAGGAUACCGUUGAUCGAAUUGGAUCUCAGACGACAAACGUCAUUCCAUCAAAUCAGGUUCCGAAACAUGUACCUUUUGAAAACCCUAGCUCCUUACCUGAAAACCCUAGAUCCGUUCAUGAUCGUGAUUCCGUACAAAAUCAAGGAUUUUUUGGAGGCAGGGAAUUGAAUUUCGGUGGCAGAAACGGGAACUCUUCAUAUAGUAAACCGGAAUCCGGCAAACUCCUGAAUUUCGGCGAGAGUAAGAGGAGUUCUACCAACAACGGAGGUUUCUUCUCCGGUCAGUCGCAGUUUAACGGAGGAGCAGAGGAGAAUAACAACAACAAUAACAAGAAGAAGAGAUCUCCGGCUUCGUGCGGCAGUAACGAAGACGGAAUGCUUUCUUUCAUCUCCGGCGUGCUUCCGUCAGCUAGUACCGUGAAAUCCGGUGGUGGCGUAUUAACCGGAGCGGAUUCUGACCACUCAGAUCUCGACGCUUCGGUGGUGAGAGAAGUGGAGAGUAGCAGAGUGGUGGAACCGGAAAAACGACCACGAAAACGAGGACGAAAACCGGCGAACGGCAGAGAAGAGCCGUUGAAUCACGUGGAAGCAGAGAGACAGAGGAGAGAGAAGCUAAACCAGCGUUUCUACGCCCUACGCGCCGUCGUCCCAAACGUCUCAAAAAUGGACAAAGCGUCCCUCCUCGGCGACGCCAUUUUAUACAUCAACGAACUCAAAUCAAAGCUGGAAAACACCCAAUGCGACAAAGAAGAACUCCGAAACCAACUGGAUGCAUUAAAGAAAGAAUUACUGAACAAAGACUCCCGGCAAUCAUCUUCCUCCGCCAUCUCCUUACCGGAAGACAUGAAAAUGUCGGGCCAAAUGGUGGAUUUGGACGUAGACGUGAAGGUCAUCGGUUGGGACGCCAUGAUUAGGAUCCAAUGUAACAAGAAAAGCCACCCUGCUGCCCGGCUAAUGGCGGCAUUGAAAGAUCUGGACUUAGAAGUGAACCAUGCGAGUGUGUCGGUGGUGAAUGAGUUGAUGAUCCAACAAGCCACGGUGAAAAUGGGUGGGCGGUUGUUUACUCAAGAUCAGCUCCGAUUGGCCUUAACAAACAGGUUUUCCAAUUAAUGGCUGAUUUUUUUGCGAGCUAGACUAGCAAUUCGAAUGUAAGAUAGUAAGUAAUUAGUCUUAAUUAAGUGUAUGUUUUAGUGUAAUCGUGUGUUAUAAAAAUGAGAACCUUAAACCGUUCUCUAUGUUAAAUCAAAUACAAUUUGAUUUGUUGGGUAAUUACAUGAUGAAUGGGAUCUGAAGGAGACAGAUAUGAUACCUGAUUUUUAUUUUUUUAUGAAUGAAUGUCUCAUUUUGGAGUAUAUGAAACAUGAUGUGUUUUAUAUG
Cynara cardunculus var. scolymus (artichoke) is the source of this 2265-nucleotide messenger RNA. Its product is annotated as transcription factor MYC2-like. Gene Ontology annotation, molecular function: DNA-binding transcription factor activity; protein dimerization activity; transcription cis-regulatory region binding. NCBI's taxonomy places the organism in Eukaryota, Viridiplantae, Streptophyta, Magnoliopsida, Asterales, Asteraceae. Gene Ontology annotation, biological process: regulation of DNA-templated transcription. Gene Ontology annotation, cellular component: nucleus. The record is from RefSeq and is a predicted model, not a curated record. The transcript has a single exon. Bases 1 to 1998 code for a protein of 665 amino acids.